This is a messenger RNA of Paraglomus occultum, 3378 nucleotides long. The record is from the annotation of a GenBank genome assembly. NCBI's taxonomy places the organism in Eukaryota, Fungi, Glomeromycota, Glomeromycetes, Paraglomerales, Paraglomeraceae.
AUGAACGCUUCACUAGACCAAAAGUUACAUUAUCUGGAGACACUUUGUCAAGAGGUGUACAAUCCAAAAUCUCAAGAACAGCGGGAGAAUGCAGAAAAAUUAUUAGAUUGUGCCUUUCCCACAUUCUCUGACUCAUCUAGUGCUGGUGCAAAUAGCGGCAACACGUCGCCGAUACUUCCAAAUCCACUUGGUGUUCAUAUUCACACGCCGGCAGAGUCGUCGGCUUAUUGUCAAUGGCUGUUAAAGAAUUCUGCGUCGCCAUAUGCCCAGAUGUUUGCAUCAGGAAGGCUAAAGACUUUAGUGACAGAUCACUUUUCAAUGUUCACAAUGCAGCAGAAAUUAGAUCUGAGUACGAACCCUGAAUACCAGCCAUUUGUUAUCUCAUCAUUGGCUCAACUGUUUGCAGCAAUCACCAGAGCCGGAUGGUCUGAGGGAGAUGAGUUCCGGCUUGUCACAAACGAUUUAUCUAAUUUUUUGCAGGCAACUGUCGAUCACAAGAUUGUCGGGCUACAAAUAUUGGGCAUUGUUGUGUCGGAUAUAAAUCAAGCGUCAAUCGCAGGACGGAAUAUAAAUAAAUUACGGAAAACAGCUGUCAGUUUCAGGGAUCAGCAGCUUUUGAAGAUAUUCCAGCUAGGAAUGGCUAAUUUGCGUCAGAUUCUUCAUAGAGAAGUGCCUUACACGAAGUCCAAUCAAGACUCGAGAAUAAAAGAAGCAUGUCUGACAUUACUUCGUAAUUGUCUGGCAUUUGAUUUCAUUGGCACUAUCCCUGAUGAGUCUGGCGAAGAUAUUGGAAGCAUUCAAGUUCCCAUGUCAUGGCGACAGACUGUCGAAGAACCAACUUUCCUUCAGACUCUGUUUGAUUGUUACAAGCAAUUCCAACCACCCCCGUCCAGUCAAGUUAUGGAAGUUCUAGUACAAGUCUCGUCGAUUCGACGGUCUUUAUUCAAUGAGGAUGAACGCUCGAAAUUUUUGUUUACGUUAAUGCAAGGAACUAGUGAGAUCCUCCUGACAUCUAUUGGAUUGGAAAACGUAAACAAUUACCACGAGUUCUGCAGGCUUCUUUCCAGAUUUAGAUCAACACAUCAGUGUAAUGAAAUUACAGAAAAACCCGGCUAUGGGGAAUGGUUAGACUUGGUGGCUAAUUUUUCAGUAAAAGGGUUUCAAGCAUGGCAGUGGGCACCAAACAGCGUGCAGUACUUGCUCACUUUUUGGAGUAAGAUGUUGUCGUCAACAGGGGCAUCGAACGCUACCACGAGCCGGCUUGAGCGCAUUGCUCCUCAGUUGAUGCGGGCAUACGUGGUUUCACGUAUAGAUUCUGUAAAUGUAGAUGGGGGGGCUAUCGAUGACCUUUUGGACAACGAAGACGCGCAGAUAACAGAAUUUGAACUUUUGGCGACCAUUGCGCGUUAUAAAUACGACGACUGUAGCGCUGUCAUAAUGGAGACAUUUGACCCUAUAGCGUCAACAUAUCAGAACCUGAUGACACAAGCAUCAACGGGAGUUGGUAAUAGCUCAUCGUCUUCAGCUAUGGAAGCUGUGCAAACAAAGUUUGCUUGGCUGGUGUACAUGAUCGGUGGGCUUGUGGGCGGAAGACAGACAUAUAUCAGCAGCGAAGAACAGGACUAUAUUGAUGGCGAGCUGUCCUGCAAGGUACUCCAGCUGAUGAAUGUCAAUCAGUCAUGGAACGCGCCGAAUGUCGGGCACUUCGGUUGCGAAAAGUUAGAAUUAUCAUUUGUAUACUUCUUCGGAACAUUUCGAAAAAGUUAUAUAGGUGAUAAUUCUCACAAAGUAUCCAAAGUUUUCGGCAAACUAUCAGAGAACUUUGCGAUCCACGAUCAGACGAUGCUUCUCAAUGUGAUCGUGCAAAAGCUUGCAACAAAUCUUAAGAUGUGGGCGAACAGCCCUCAAAUAAUCCUACGAAGUAUUAAUUUGCUCAACGACUUUGCAGCUGGGUAUUUAGAAGACUCUUCGCAUCACUCACGGGUUGUUGCACUCCGCGUUAACUUUUACUUGCAUUCACGUGCACGCAGCUAUAGUUCCGUGAGACUUCUCCGCAAACUCGAAACCGUUCAGUACAUAAUUCAAAACCACUCCAUUAAGAGUUUUCCAUUCCUUGGAGUGCCGGAGAAUUUUAGAAAUCGAAUGAAAUAUUACGCUGCUCUGUCCAAAAUACUAUUCGCAGACGAAAACCCGGAACUCGAUUUUGACGAAUUUAUUAAGCCAUGGGAUGAAACACUGCGCGAACUUGAGACAUUCAACACUUUGAGUGAAUUUAGACAACCUGUGGUGAAGGAUACUCUGAUGGGCGUACUAUAUGAUUUGCGUGGUUUUUUGUCCGCGUUACAAGGGCGCAAGCAAUUCACGUUAUUCUUCGACUGGUUUUAUCCCAAUCAUUCCGAAGUACUGCUACACGCCUUGGAAGCCUGGGCUGAUGACCGCUUGGCCAUUGGCAUACUUAAAUUUUAUCUAGAGUUUGUCAACAACAAAGCACAGAGACUAAAUUUCGAGGUUUCCUCACCGAACGGUAUUCUAAUAUUUAGAGAAGCGAGUAAAGUCAUAAAUGCGUAUGGUCGACAGACCCUGGCGAGACCAUCGCUAGGCUCGGAUAAGUAUGCCGACAAAUACAAAGGCAUAACAGUGUGUUUUUUAAUGCUUACAAGAUGCUUUGGUGGACGUUAUGUAAAUUUUGGAGUUUUCGAGCUUUAUGGUGACAAGGCGCUUGAAGUUGCAUUAUCGACAAUGUUUGAAUUGAUACUAAGCAUACCGUUCGAGGACUUAAUGGAAUACCCGAAAUUAUGCAGAGCAUUUUUCCAAUUGAUGGAAAUGUUCACUAAUGAACACAUGACAACACUUCGAGAACUAAACUCGAACGUGUUUCUAUUUACACUCAACCGUUUCUUGACUCUUUCCAAUGUUAUACAUAAUGUAGCGAAUUCCGCAGCAUGUAUUGCUGUAGACAACAUUUGCACGUUUGUCGUGCAACAAAUGGCUAAACAAAAGCCCAACCAGCACUGGCUACUAGUAUAUUUAUCACAAUAUUCCCACAUACUACCGUAUAUGCUAGCAGCCAAUUUUGGGAUGGUUCUUUUCGAAGACCGCCAAAAUCAAUGGUCACUAUCAAGACCUUUGCUAGGGUUAAUCCUCUUGAACAGAGAGUACUUUUUCGAGUACACGCAGCUUAUACUGCAGUUACAAUUACCCGAAAGGAGGGAAACUCUAGCAAAGGCAUUAACAGCACUGAUGGAAGACUUCGAAUGGAAUCUUACGUCGAAAAACAGAGACCGGUUUACACAGAAUCUAUGCCAGUUUAAGCGAGAACUAUCAACGCAUAACGUGGUUUUAGUUCAACCUCCGUCCGACAACAAAUCGAUUAUGUAG